Molecule: messenger RNA, 432 nt
Organism: Manihot esculenta (cassava)
Lineage: Eukaryota; Viridiplantae; Streptophyta; Magnoliopsida; Malpighiales; Euphorbiaceae
Product: probable glycosyltransferase At5g11130
Exons: 2
Coding region: 1-432 (143 amino acids)
Molecular function (GO): glycosyltransferase activity
Source: RefSeq, a predicted model, not a curated record
AUGGAUCUCAGAACAUCACUAGCCUUCUUUCUCGGAAGUGCUCAUAGGGUUGUAAGAGAUAUACUAUUCAAGCAGUGGAAAGACAAGGACAAAGAAGUUCAAGUUUACGAGGGUUUACGAAAAAUCCUAAAUUACAAUGAGUUGAUGAGCCAAAGCAAGUUUUGUUUAUGCCCUAGUGGAUGGGAUCUAGCAAGUCCAAGAGUGGCAAAAUCAAUAUAUGUAGGAUGUGUUCCAGUGAUAAUUUCAGAUUCAUAUGUUCUACCAUUUAGUGAUGUUCUUGAUUGGAGCAAAUUUUCAAUUCAUAUUCCAGUAGGAAAGAUACCAGAGAUUAAGAAGAUUCUGCAGUGUUCCAGAGGAUGUGUAUCUGAUAUUUUGCAUAUAGUUUUGCAUUCUAUAUGGCUUAGAAGACUUAAUGUUAGGUUUCCAUUAUAG